CUGGCUAUCAAGAACAACAAACUACCACCGAGACCAAAGAUUGUUGAAGAUGAAAUAGAGGAAAAGUUCUUGAAAGGUGGUAGAGGGCCAGGUGGUCAGAAAAUCAACAAAACCAAUAGUAAAGUCCAAUUAAAGCAUAUUCCAACGGGUAUUGUGGUUACAUGUCAAGAAACUAGAAGUCAAGAUCAAAAUAGAAAAAGAGCUAGAGAGAUAUUAGCUGCAAACGUUCAACAUGCUUUAGAUCCAGAAAACAGUCGACAAACAAUCGUUCAAGAAUGGAAACAUAACAAAAGGGCAAGUAAAAAGAAGAAAUCUAGAAGAAAAUACAGGAAAUUAGAAGAAGAGAAGAAGAAAUUACAAGAACAA
This is a messenger RNA of Hansenula anomala, 366 nucleotides long. Its product is annotated as peptide chain release factor family protein. NCBI's taxonomy places the organism in Eukaryota, Fungi, Ascomycota, Saccharomycetes, Phaffomycetales, Wickerhamomycetaceae. Gene Ontology annotation, biological process: translational termination. Gene Ontology annotation, molecular function: translation release factor activity. The transcript has 2 exons. The record is from RefSeq and is a predicted model, not a curated record. Gene Ontology annotation, cellular component: mitochondrion. The annotation marks the transcript as partial.